This is a messenger RNA of Phodopus roborovskii (desert hamster), 3029 nucleotides long. RefSeq names its product family with sequence similarity 83 member G (gene Sack1g). Gene Ontology annotation, biological process: BMP signaling pathway. Gene Ontology annotation, cellular component: cytosol; nucleus. The record is from RefSeq and is a predicted model, not a curated record. The coding region runs from base 111 to 2540 and encodes 809 amino acids. Lineage: Eukaryota; Metazoa; Chordata; Mammalia; Rodentia; Cricetidae. The transcript has 5 exons.
CGCCCGCGGUCUUCUGCUGGUUCCCUCAGGUGGGGUUCGCAGAGGCGCUGAGGCCGUGAAGCCCGAGAGCGCCGUGCCCGUCGGGCCGCGUUCCCACAGCGAGGGCCGCCAUGGCCUUCUCCCAGGUGCAGUGUCUGGACGACAACCACGUGAACUGGCGUUCCAGCGAGUCGAAGCCCGAGUUCUUCUACAGCGAGGAGCAGCGGCUGGCCCUGGAGGCCCUGGUGGCCCGUGGUCGCGACGCCUUCUACGAGGUGCUGAAGCGCGAGAACAUCCGCGACUUUCUGUCCGAGCUGGAGCUCGCGCGCAUCGUGGAGACCAUCGAGGUGUACGACCCGGGCUCUGAGGACCUGCGGGGCUCGGGUCGCCGUCCCGAGCUCCAGGAAAACGGAGGCGUGGAUGCCAGCGAGGAUGCCAGCGCGGCGGGAGGGCCCCCAGCCACGGCCGAGCCCUUGCCCUCGCUGGAGUACUGGCCCCAGAAGUCGGACCGCUCCAUCCCGCAGCUGGACCUGGGCUGGCCUGACACCAUCGCCUACAGAGGUGUGACCCGGGCCAGUGUCUACAUGCAGCCACCCAUCGACGGACAGCCUCACAUCAAGGAAGUGGUGCGCAAGAUGAUCAGCCAGGCGCAGAAGGUGAUAGCUGUGGUCAUGGACAUGUUCACUGACGUGGAUAUCUUCAAAGACCUGCUGGAUGCUGGCUUCAAGAGGAAGGUGGCUGUGUACAUCAUUGUGGAUGAGAGUAAUGUCAAGUACUUCUUACACAUGUGUGAGCGGGCCCGCAUGCACCUGGGACACCUCAAGAAUCUCAGGGUACGCAGCAGCGGGGGAACAGAGUUCUUCACACGGUCAGCCACCAAGUUCAAGGGUGCCCUGGCCCAGAAGUUCAUGUUUGUGGAUGGAGAUCGGGCUGUGUGUGGCUCCUACAGCUUCACAUGGUCAGCUGCAAGGACAGACCGGAAUGUGAUCUCUGUGUUGUCUGGUCAGGUGGUAGAGAUGUUUGACCGGCAGUUCCAGGAGCUGUACCUCAUGUCUCAGGGGGUCAGCCUCAAGGACAUCCCCAUGGAGAAGGAGCCAGAGCCGGAGCCCAUUGUACUACCAUCUGUGGUGCCCCUGGUACCUACAGGAACCAUGGCUAAGAAGCUUGUCAACCCCAAGUAUGCACUGGUCAAGGCCAAGAGUGUGGAUGAGAUUGCUAAGACUUCUUCUGAGAAACAGGAGGUCACAAGGCCCCCAGGGCUGCGGGGUGCUACACUGGCUGAACGCCCAGGGGACCUCUCUGAACAGCUACCACCUAUCCACCCGGGACUGCUCAACCUGGAGAGGGCCAACAUGUUUGAGUACUUGCCCACAUGGGUGGAGCCAGACCCAGAGCCUGGCAGUGACAUCCUGGGCUACAUCAACAUCAUUGAUCCCAACAUCUGGAACCCUCAGCCCAACCAGAUGAACCGUAUCAAAAUUCGUGACACUGCACAUGCCAGCACCCAGCACCAGCUAUGGAAGCAGAGCCAAGAGGCCCGCCCCUGCCCAGAGCCCUGCCCUCGCCCAGCACCCAGGGACUCCCAGGAUGUGGUCCCAGCUGAGAAUGGCUUCCCCCAGGGGAACACUGAACCACAACCCCCUAUACCUAAGCCCCGGACAGUCCCUGUGGCAAAUGUUCUUGCCCAAGAUGGUAGCAAUAUUGGCUGGGCCCUGGAGAACCCAGAAAAGGAGACAUCCCCAAAUGGGAUAGACCCCAGACUACCCAGGACAACCAACCAAAGCCAGGUACCCCUACAGCGACAGUUAUCUGCUACCCAGGAUAACCCUGAUGGCUUGGAGACAGGACUCCCCAAUGGGCUGGAUGAGGAGGAGGAAGAUGAUGAUGACUAUGUGACCCUCAGUGACCAGGACAGCCUCUCAGGAAGCUCUGGCCCUGGCCCCAGCCACCGGCGACCCUCAGUGGCCUCAUCGAUGUCAGACGAGUACUUUGAAGUGAGGGAGCGGUCAGUACCUCUCCAGAGGCGUCACUCAGAGCAGAUGGCCAAUGGGCCAGGCCGCCCACCCCAGCGACAGCUGAGUGCCCCUCAUGUAACCCGAGGAACCUUUGGUGGCUCCCCGUGGGCCCAGGGGCGGGCCAGAGAAGAUGCAGAUACAUCAAGGAUGCAAGCACAACACCCUGUGGACAGUCAGGCUCAGGGCCAGCAGUUCCACCGACAUGGAGGCACUACAUCAAGGACCCCAGGGCCUCCUCGUUACCGGCCUGCUGCUGAUGGCACCCAGAGCUCUCCCAAGAAAGCAAGCCCAGCCACAGCAGGACCCCACCACUGGCAGCCCAAGGGUGGUCCAGCACCCCGAAUGCUACCAGGUCCUGGCAGUCCAAGGCCAACCCGAAAUACUCGCCUCCGAACAGAGCUUAGGGCCACCGAGGAGCAUCCAAGUCCCUUUGGAAUCCCAUACUCAAAAUUGUCCCAGUCAAAGCAUCUAAAGGCCAGGGCAGGUGGCAGCCAAUGGGUCCCAUCUGACUCUAAGAGGAGGGCCCGAGACCACAAGGAACCCUAGCAGCUGAGCUGGACCCCGACCCCAUCCCAGAGGGCAGCACGAGGGGGGUGGGCAGUGUUGGAGCUCACCUGGUCGGUGCACCAGUACCAGGUGGCCAUGAUGGUCAGACCAAAGGUCAUCCCAGUCCAUGGAAGGUCUCCUGUGGAGGGGUCCCGAAACAUGUGCAUGGCGUCUGCUCGUGGCAGGUGGCAGGUGGUAUUGGGGAUGGUCCUGGAGGGGAUGGCCUGGGCAUAUGCCACCUCUAGCUGCUCAUAACCACCAAUCUGGUUGAAAGCUGGAGGGUUGGACAGAAUGGGUUGGUGUUGGGUGGUCCUGACUCUCUGGCUCCUACUACCCUCUUCUCACAGAUAACUUCAUGUGUCAGACUGGAGUCCCUACCUCACCUUGCCUGCUCUAGGAGGGGCUGAGGUUUAAAAAAAAGAAAAAAAGGUGAAAUAGAGUAUUUUAUUUGUAUUUAAGCUAACUAUUAAAUGAGCAUUUUGCACAUGG